AGUUCAUUAAAAAAAAGCACCGACCCUGACGUCAGGUGUUCAGCGGGGGCUUGGAGUAGAAGCAACUAUCAGAAAGUUUGCGGCAUCGUUGGAAAUCGGACGCCUUAAGCAUGCAGCAGGACAAUGAUAUUCUACCUAAAGAUUUUCCAGAAUUAAAAAAUGACACAUUUCUACGAGCUGCAAAAGGGCAGGAGACCCAGUAUGUUCCAGUGUGGUGCAUGAGACAGGCAGGCAGAUAUCUACCAGAGUUCAGAGAGUCAAGAGCAGGAAAAGACUUCUUUGAAACAUGCCGGACACCAUCUGCAUGCUGCGAGUUGACAUUACAGCCUUUGAGGAGGUUUCCUUUAGAUGCUGCUAUCAUCUUCUCUGAUAUCCUUGUCAUUCCUCAGGCACUAGGGAUGGAAGUGCUUAUGGUUCCUGCUAAGGGGCCAACAUUCCCAGAUCCUCUUAAAGACCCUGAAGACCUGAAUAGACUAAAAGUGAAGGUUGAUGUGACUGCAGAGCUGGGAUAUGUCUUUCAAGCUAUUACGCUUACACGCCAUAAGCUAGAAGGCAAGGUCCCACUGAUUGGCUUCUCAGGUGCUCCGUGGACUUUAAUGACGUACAUGAUUGAGGGGGGAGGCUCACCUACCAUGUCCAAAGCAAAACGCUGGCUGUAUAGCCACCCAGAAGCAAGUCACCGUCUGCUAAGGCAGCUUACAGAUGUAAUUGUGGAAUACCUUUUUGAGCAGGUCAAAGCUGGAGCACAGGCUCUACAGGUCUUUGAAUCACAUGCUGGCUGCCUUGGUCCCGUGCAGUUUACAGAGUUUGCCUUGCCUUACCUACGAGACAUUGCACACAGAGUAAAAGCCAAGUUAAAAGAAUCCAGUUUGGACACAGUCCCCAUGAUUGUUUUUGCAAAAGAUGGUCAUUAUGCAUUGGAAGAUCUAGCACAGUCAGAAUAUGAUGUUGUUGGUUUGGACUGGACCAUUGAUCCUAAAGCUGCUCGAAUAAGGACAGGAGGCCGUGUAGCACUUCAGGGAAAUUUGGAUCCAUGUGCCCUCUAUGCUCCUAAGGACAAAAUUGGAGAAAUAGUGAAGAAGAUGAUUGAGGGUUUUGGGAGCCAGCGAUAUAUUGCAAAUCUGGGACAUGGCUUAUAUCCAGACAUGGACCCUGAACAUGUUGGCGCUUUUGUUGAUGCUGUUCACACUCAUUCACGGGGAAACUAAAUAAGCUGCCGAUAAGGACUAAUACCUAUGAUGAAACACCGUUACAUAAAGAAUAAAAUGAACGUAAAGGUUAAA
Polypterus senegalus (gray bichir) is the source of this 1283-nucleotide messenger RNA. RefSeq names its product uroporphyrinogen decarboxylase (gene urod). Gene Ontology annotation, molecular function: uroporphyrinogen decarboxylase activity. Gene Ontology annotation, biological process: heme biosynthetic process. Gene Ontology annotation, cellular component: cytosol. Bases 111 to 1208 code for a protein of 365 amino acids. The record is from RefSeq and is a predicted model, not a curated record. NCBI's taxonomy places the organism in Eukaryota, Metazoa, Chordata, Cladistia, Polypteriformes, Polypteridae. The transcript is spliced from 10 exons.